Molecule: messenger RNA, 2155 nt
Organism: Raphanus sativus (radish)
Lineage: Eukaryota; Viridiplantae; Streptophyta; Magnoliopsida; Brassicales; Brassicaceae
Product: E3 ubiquitin-protein ligase WAV3-like
Exons: 2
Coding region: 151-2034 (627 amino acids)
Source: RefSeq, a predicted model, not a curated record
UACUAAAUAUUAAUACUAGAACAAUUCGCUUUCUUCUUCCUUCGGCAACCGCUUCUUCCUUCCUUCUUCUUUUGUCUAAAAAGUCUUGUGAGAUCAAAAACUUUCUCCACAGAAACUUCCUUUUGAUUUUUUGUUAACUUCUUAAAGAGAAUGGAGAACACAAACAACUCUCGUGAUGUGGAGUCGAACCAAAGCCGAUCAUCAUCCGUUGACGCAACCCUAGCCGAUCCUUCCUCUCCUCCUCCUCCUCGCUCUACUUCUUCUUCUUCAGGCCUCCCUUUCUCUAAGAGUAAAUGCGCGAUUUGCUUGGAUGAGAUGAGGAAAGAAGACGGAAAGGCGAUAUUUACAGCAGAGUGCUCACACUCGUUCCACUUCGAUUGCAUCACCUCCAACGUCAAACACGGCAACAGGAUCUGCCCUCUCUGUAGAACCGAGUGGAAACAAGUCCCUCUGUUCGUUAAUGACCCUGUCCCUGUCCCUGUCUCUCCCUUCCCGGUUCAAACUGGUUUCGAAGACGACGAGUCUUUACCUACUCACGGAGGGAGCGAGUCUUCUGGUGUUGUUGUUGCUGCUCAUCAUCGUCAAGCUCUGGAGAUUAAACUUCUCCCGCAAGUCUCUGCGGUUGAGAGAUCUGUUACUCGUGGCGAUUUCGCUGUUCUUGUUCAUCUCAAAGCGGAGGGUGCUAGUGGUGAUGAUGAUAGGACGCCAAGGACAACUACACGUGCUCCUCUUGAUCUCAUCACGGUUCUUGACGUGAGCGGGAGCAUGGAAGGUACGAAGCUGCAGCUCUUGAAAAACGCUGUCGCGUUCGUGAUCGAUAACCUCGGAGAGACGGAUAGGCUCUCAGUGAUCGCCUUCUCCUCAAACGCACGCCGUCUGUUCCCUCUCAGGGUGAUGACCGAGACUGGGAAGCGAGAGGCUAUCCAAUCUGUCAACUCCUUGGUCGCUGGCGGUGGGACUAAUAUCGCGGAAGGGCUCAAGAUCGGAGCCAGAGUGAUUGCUGAUAGGAGGUGGAGGAACCCUGUUUCCGGGAUGAUGCUUUUGUCUGACGGAAGAGAUAACUUCACUCUCUCUCGCUCUCAGAUGCGUUUGAGAACUGAUUACGAGUCUCUCCUUCCGAGCUCCGUGAACAGGAUCCCGAUUCAUACGUUUGGGUUCGGGGUUGAUCACGACGCUGAGCUCAUGCACACGAUCUCGCAAGUCUCUAGCGGGACGUUCUCGUUUAUAGAGGCGGAGAGUGUGAUCCGGGACGCGUUUGCGCAGUGCAUCGGAGGGCUACUCAGCGUUGUGGUUCUUGAUCAGGUUGUUGAGAUCGAGUGUCUUCACGAGGGAGGGUUGAAGAUAUCGUCGAUUAAAGCGGGGAGCUAUAGAAGCAGAGUGUCGUCUGAUGGGAGAAGCGCUAAGAUCGAUGUUGGAGACAUGUACGCGGAGGAAGAGAGGGACUUUUUGGUGAUUCUUGAACUCCCUCUUUGCGAGGAAGAGUCGAUGAGGUUGGUGAAGAUCAGAUGCGUUUAUAGAGAUGCUGUGAGCAGAGAGAUAGUCCGCGUGGAGUCGGAAGAGCUGAGCAUCGGAAGGCCAGAGGAGGUGACUGGUGAAGAAGUUGUGUCUGUAGAGGUAGACAGACAGCUAAACAGGUUCCUUGUGUCGGAAGCUAUGUCCGAGGCUAGGAUUUUAGCCGACGGUGGUGACUUGGAGGGAGCGGUUGGGGUUCUGAGGAACCGAGAGAGGGUGUUGGCUGAGACGCAGUCCGCUCGGGGCGGCGACGGGCUUGUUCAGUCGCUGUCGUCGGAGCUGGGGGCUUUGCAAGAGAGGAUGAGUAGCAGGAGGAUGUACGAGAGAUCAGGGAGAGCCUACGCCUUCUCUAGCAUGAGCUCGCAUUCGGCACAAAGGGCAACGGCUCGUGGAUGGCCUACUUGUGGCUCGCCAGCGCCACAGGCUUAUCAGACGUCUUCGAUGGCGAGAAUGGUGGGCAGGUCUCAGGAACUUGGGAUUAAAGGCACUAAACCGUCCCCUGCUCCUCGAGACCGAAGCUGAAUCUGAGAGAAAAAAUGACUCUAGUAGUAAUUAAUGGGUUGUGUGUUGAUGAUUGCUUUUGCUUUUGCUUGUUUUUUUUUUUUUAUGGUUUGAUUAAAAACUGAGUUGGUUCAGUCUCUGA